Ctenopharyngodon idella (grass carp) is the source of this 1426-nucleotide messenger RNA. It is a transcript of the gene dap3, whose product is annotated as death associated protein 3. Gene Ontology annotation, biological process: apoptotic process. Gene Ontology annotation, molecular function: structural constituent of ribosome. NCBI's taxonomy places the organism in Eukaryota, Metazoa, Chordata, Actinopteri, Cypriniformes, Xenocyprididae. Gene Ontology annotation, cellular component: mitochondrial ribosome; mitochondrial small ribosomal subunit. The record is from RefSeq and is a predicted model, not a curated record.
GCCAGCGUAUCUCUCGCAAGGUGAAAGACACGAAGAUCCCUGAGACUCUCUCUGAGAAUAACAUUAUGUUAUUAUUGUGUAAUUUCGGCAAAUAUAUAAUGUCCAAUAUGAAUCUGCACAAACUGUCCUCGCGUUUGCGUCCUACAGUCACACAGAAAUUCAGACAUCUCCAUAUCCAAGGAAGUGGCCAGCAGCUGGAGGCGGUUGUCGUGGAAACAUCAUCAGCUGAGCCAAAUCCACUGUCAGUCUUCAGAACUUCAGAACAGGAUCCAGCAUGCCAUUCGGAAAGACAUACUGGGCAGUACUACACAACCCCAGCUCACAUCCAAAAACUCUUCCCCCAUGGACUGCCUCCACGUUUCCAGUUGCAGGUUAAGACGUUUAAUGAAGGCUGCGUGAUGGUGAGGCCGCCAGCGCUGGAGCUUAUGUCCUAUCUUAAAAGAGCUGAUUACAGCAAGCCCCCCCUGCGUUACAUACUCUAUGGAGAUACUGGCUCUGGAAAGACCCUGUCUUUGUGUCACGCCCUGCAUUACUGCUACACUCAGGGCUGGCUGAUCCUGCACAUACCUGAUGCUCAUCUGUGGGUCAAGAACUGUAAAGAGCUGCUACCCUCUUCUUCCCGCCCCUCACGCUUUGACCAGCCGAUUCAAGCAUCCCAGUGGCUGAAGAACUUCAAAAUCACCAAUGAACGCUUUUUAUCCAAGAUAAAGACAACACAGCGAUAUGUGUGGACAAAGAGAGAAAGUACUGAAGAGGGGCGGCCUUUAGGGGAGCUUGUUGAUCAGGGUGUGAAUCGCAUGAAGAGCAGCAGUGAUGUGGUGGGUGCAGUGCUGCGAGAGCUGCGGCUGCAGGCAGGGGGUGCCACAGAUGGCGAGGGGGCCUUUAAACUGGCCGUGGCUGUGGAUGGAGUAAAUGCUCUGUGGGGCAAAACAUCUCUAAAAAAGGAGGACAAGACUAUGUGUGAGCCUGAGGAACUGACUCUGAUUCAUAAUCUGAGGAAGAUGAUGAAAAACGAUUGGAGUGGAGGUGCUAUUCUCACAGCACUGUCUCAGACCGGGUCCCUGUUCAAGCCACGGUCUGCUUACCUUCCCAACGAGUUACUAGGAGAGGAAGGGUUUGAUAAUAUGGAACCUUUUGUGCCAGUUUCUGUGCCCAACUACAACGAGAAGGAGUUUGAGAGCUGUUAUCUGUACUAUUUAGACUGUAACUGGCUGCAGCAUCCGCACAGUCGAUCUGAAGAAGGAAAGAAAGAGCUCAUCUUUCUCAGCAACAAAAAUCCAUCCAUCCUGGAACGAUUGUGUGCCGCCUUGUAAUGCACAUUUGUGUCUCUCUUGUAUCUUGUAUCUGUACAUCAUGUGAAUUCAAUAAACUUAAUCUGCUUAAAUAAGCAGAAUUUUUCAUAAUAAAAACCUUGGGGAAAAAACCA